Molecule: messenger RNA, 1290 nt
Organism: Panicum hallii
Lineage: Eukaryota; Viridiplantae; Streptophyta; Magnoliopsida; Poales; Poaceae
Product: protein DETOXIFICATION 16-like
Exons: 8
Coding region: 52-1290 (412 amino acids)
Biological process (GO): xenobiotic detoxification by transmembrane export across the plasma membrane
Cellular component (GO): membrane
Molecular function (GO): antiporter activity; xenobiotic transmembrane transporter activity
Source: RefSeq, a predicted model, not a curated record
CUAAAAUUCAGCUCAGAGAAGCUAACUUAUUGGCUGCAGCGAUCGAGUGACAUGGAGGAGGCAAGCGUAGAGGAGCCGCUGCUCGGGCUACGCCCCACCGUUAGCAGCUGCGCGGCGACCGAGGCGAAGAGGCUGCUGCGGCUCGCGGGCCCGCUGGUCGCCAGCUUCAUCCUUCGGAACGCCGUCCAGAUGGUGUCCGUCAUGUUCGUCGGCCACCUCGGCGAGCUCCCCCUCGCCGGCGUCUUCCUGGCCGCGUCGCUUGCCAACGUCACCGGCUUCUGCUUCCUCACCGGCAUGGCGGGCGCGCUCGACAGGCUGUGCGGGCGGGUCUUUGGGGCGCGGCAGUAUGGCCUCCUCGGCGUGUACAAGCAGCGCGCCAUGGUGGUGCUCGCGCUGGCGUGCGUCCCCAUCGCCAUCGCGUGGGCGUGCGCCGAGCACAUCCUGCUCGCCAUCGGCCAGGACCCCGACAUCGCCACGGAGGCCGGCGCGUACGCGCGGUGGCCGAUCCCGUCGCUCGCCGCGUUCGUGCCGCUCACCUGCCUCACACGCUUCCUGCAGGCGCAGAGCGUCGUGUUGCCCGUGAUGGCCAGCUCCAUCGGCGAUGAUGGUCUGGUAAGUUUUGAGUUUUUAUUGCGUCUCUUUCUCUGCAGCCUGGAGUGGCGGUCGUUUGAAUUGCUCGUGCUGCUCUCUGGGAUUUUGCCGAAUCCUAAACUGGAGACUUCAGUCCUGUCAAUAUGCAUCAAUACUGCUACGCUGUUGUACAUGGUACCACUUGGCCUCUGCGUUUCUACAAGUACACGCGUUUCCAACGAACUCGGUGCUGGGCAGCCUCACGCAGCAAGGCUAGCAGCGCGAGUGGUGGUGUGUAUGACCUUGACUCAAGGCGUUGUGCUGGCAACGAUCAUACAUCUUCUGCGCAACAUUUGGGGAUACGCAUACAGUAGCGAGAAGGAAGUAGUGGCCUACAUUGCGAGAAUGCUACCUAUUCUUGCGGUAUCGUUCGUCAUCGACGGCCUUAAUGGUUCUCUUUCAGGGGUAAUCACGGGAUGGGGCAAACAGAAAGUUGGCGCUCGCGUUAAUCUCGGCGCGUUUUACCUGGUUGGCAUUCUAACUGGGGUGCUGGUUGCGCUUGUGUUCAGUCUAAAUGGAAUGGGUCUUUGGCUUGGCAUUGUGUGUGGAAGCAUCAGCAAGCUAGCGUUGCUCCUGUGGAUUACACUGCGCACAAACUGGGAGGAUGUUGCUGUCAAGGCCAAGGAAAGAGUCUUCAGCUCGUCGGUGCAAACAAAAUGA